UGGUGCCCUUCGUGGAGUACUGUGUGUGUCAUGCCUCAGUGCUCACCAUCUUGGUCAUCAGCUUCGAACGCUACUACGCCAUCUGUCGACCUUUGCGUGCCUCCUACACCUGCACUAAGAUGAGGGCCUGCACCUGUAUCCUCACCAUCUGGGCCGCAGCUGUCAUGCUGUCUUGCCCCAUGCUGGUGAUGAGUCAACACAAGAGAGUGCCGUAUGUAGAUGGGAGUAAGGUGACCGUGUGCUUCACUAAUCUGACCUCCUUCUGGGCUACCCUCUACAUCAACCUCGUCACCGCCAUCUUCUUCUUCGUCCCCCUCGUCCUCCUUAUACUCCUCUACCUGGUCAUCGGCAGGAGCCUCAUGCAGGACUCAGCCUCAGCAGCUCUCCAGCACCGCAAGGUUGACCUCCCAAACAUGAAGGCUCGCAGACAGGUGGUGGUGAUGUUGGCUACAGUGACGGUCUUCUUCUUCGUCAGCCUCUUCCCCUUCCGAGUCUUUACACUGUGGAUCGUCUGGACGCCCGAGGAAGUGAUCAAGACCCUCGGGGCACUACGCUAUUACAGCAUGUUGUACACUGCCCGGGUGAUGCAGUUCGCCAACUCGGCCGUCAACCCCAUCCUCUACAACCUGACGUCCACCAAGUUCCGGGAGGCCUUUCUCAAGCUGCUGAGUAACGACCGGCGACGACGACACUUGAGCCGCCAGUCCACCUUUAAUACAACGGGGACCUCCAUGUCGAACGGGCGUAGCGGCUCCUCACGGACAAUCCCCACGGACUUAGGCUCCCUCAAGGACGCGACGUAUCCUGCUAGGGUGGCUCUUGCAAAAUGUGGCCGCCAUGCUUCUUUCGACGACUUUCCAGCGCCUCGACCUAACAUGGCGCGCUACGGUCGUCAGAGCAGCUUCGCGGGAACCUACUGUCUCCCCAACAGCACGAACAGUAACAGCAACAGCGUCGCCUGCAGCCGCCAGAACAGCCGGGCUGGAGAGAAUGGGGUCCUGAGUCCUUUGGAGGCAAGAAGGUCAGUGGAGGGAGAGAAAAGGCACUCAGGAGAGGGCCGUCGACUGCUGGAAGGCGAGCGACAGUCGUCCUCGGCCUUCAACACUGACAUGAUCGAGGAGGAGAGAAGUUCCGGCGGUGUGUCCAGACUCGACAGCGUCAGGAGGGAUCAACAGAACAAAAUCGCAACAGAAAUGGAGAAACUGCUGUCUGACGAAUGCUUAAACACCGAGGCAGGCGACUCGAAAACCAUGGCUGGAGCGCCAGGCGAUGCCGUAAACGAGAUGAACUUGAAACAAGGGACGGGUGAAUGUAAAGUAGAAGUGGAGUUCCCCAGCAACAAUGAUGGUGUCACCUCACAGGACCCAGGAGAGAGGGGGACGACGGGGAAGCAAGAUAUAGCAUCUUCAUCCAAAGAGAACGGAGAUAAAGAUACAAUCACUAAUACGGAUAAUGGGAAAAGUGUUCAGUUUUGUGAUGGGGUGAGUACAGAAUUUAGUGUAGUGUGAGCGAGACUCCCACAACUUUUAGGGCAUUACCUCUGGUCUCCACCAUCUUGGUGAUCUUCCUACGGGUUUUAAGAUCUGGAUGAGGAAUUCACAAAACAUCGUACGCUAAAUAUCCUUGAAAGCUGAAGAUGUUAGAAUAUAACUAACUGGCUAACUUAAGCUAAAUCACAAAACGAAUAGAUAAAACAUAUGAAAAAUUACAUAAAACUAUUAAGUGAAACUCUUCCUAAACUAGAUAAAUUAAAGGUACAGAAUCUAUUGGAAAAUAUUCUGUACCAUAAAACAAAACAAAAAUGGUGUUAAGUUAACGUUUCUAGUAGAAACUCACUAUAAUUUUGAGACUUUCUAGAUGUUAUUUUUACGUAUCUAGUUAUGGUAGAGUCUUAGUAUAAGUUUGCUGUUAUUUUAGGAUUUUAGUAAAGUGUUUUAGCCGAAGUUAGUCAGUUAGUUGCAUUCUUACGUCUGCAGUUGUCAGGGAUAUUCCUUGUACCAACCUUUGAGAGCUUCGACCCUAAAAUACUUCUCGUUGGUAGUAAUCCAAAGUUGGUGGUCUAAUUUAUCAAGUUUAUGUUC
This is a messenger RNA of Homarus americanus (American lobster), 2081 nucleotides long. RefSeq lists its product as uncharacterized. The coding region runs from base 120 to 1508 and encodes 462 amino acids. NCBI's taxonomy places the organism in Eukaryota, Metazoa, Arthropoda, Malacostraca, Decapoda, Nephropidae. Gene Ontology annotation, biological process: G protein-coupled receptor signaling pathway. The record is from RefSeq and is a predicted model, not a curated record. The transcript has 4 exons. Gene Ontology annotation, cellular component: plasma membrane. Gene Ontology annotation, molecular function: G protein-coupled receptor activity.